CCUUGACAUUCACUGACGAAACAAAACAACUUUGUUCGGUGAUUUUAGUGGCUCAGAUUUGUUUUAACGCAUUUGUUAACCAGAAUUCUUUUAAGGACCAUGAAAUUCAGAAGAUGUAUAAACAACCAAAAAUUCAUAUAUUUUUUGGAGCCCCCAUUAUCACAACAGGACUUAAAUCUUCUGAACAAAACUCAUCUGUACAAGACAGCUCUACGAAAUGGGAAGAAUUCCAGUUUCUUUAUGAUAACAAUAGACCAUGUAGUUCCACUACAGAAAAGACCAAUGACUGUUAUGACGAUAAAAAUGUUAGAAUCAAAGAAGGGUGUUUUGUUCGCCAAUCUGUAAAUAGCGAUACCUGUCCGUCUAAGGGCACUUCAACAGUCAAGAGUCACAGACUAUCCUCUGCAUGUUAUAAUGAAGUGCUUUGUGACUCUCUAAGAGAGUAUUUGGAGGGCACAUUCUCUGCUGAACCACCCAAGUCCAGUCCUCCAUGUAGGCCAAGUAAGACAUCAAGAUCAGAGGUCUCAGCAGAAACUGAGUAUCUCUGUGUAAUGACUGCAAGCCAGACUGCUGUCCAAAUCCAAGGCCAAUGUAAUGUUCAAGCUCAUUCUGCAGAGACUGAAAACAAUAAGGAAGUCAGAGAUGAGGAUGUAACCCUGCACCAAAACAAGGAAACCUUUCCUUCUACCAAUUCAUUUGAGGGACUUCAAAGAUAG
This is a messenger RNA of Protopterus annectens (West African lungfish), 716 nucleotides long. RefSeq lists its product as uncharacterized. Gene Ontology annotation, biological process: regulation of double-strand break repair via homologous recombination. The record is from RefSeq and is a predicted model, not a curated record. The transcript has 2 exons. Lineage: Eukaryota; Metazoa; Chordata; Ceratodontiformes; Protopteridae. Gene Ontology annotation, cellular component: site of double-strand break; nucleus. The coding region runs from base 114 to 716 and encodes 200 amino acids.